AAGCUUCAGUCUUCCUAUGGAAUUCGUUGCGAAUCGAAGCCCUCUCUAUACACGGAUUUCAUUCGAAAUGCGCUGAAAAUUACGUAUAAUAUGAAUUUUUUCCCUCUAUUUUACGAAAUGCGUACGUCUCGUCUCUCGUUUCGUUUUGUAUUUAUGCAUUUUUUUUUUUUGUAUGUACAGUUUAGUUUAAUUUUGUAAAAAAAAUCUUCGAAUUUUUUUUUCAAUUUUUUUAUUUAUAAUACGUAUUAUUAUUUUUUCUUUUGCCUUGUUUUUUUCUACGAGUAUUGACAUUACCUACGCUAUUUUUUCCACAUACGAUUGUCGCGUACGCAAUUUGUAUUUUAUCGCCUGAUGCAUUUUCGUCGUUAAAUCAUAAUAAAAAAAAAUCGUGUACAAUUUACCUGACACAUUAUGUACGUCACUUGGGACAUGCUGAAGCAAACUGUCGGUGUUAUGUUUAUAUUUUUACUGCACACCAACAACUGCACGAGACAUCGACAAGCCUCAGGCGAAGUGAACGCUGUUGCGAGAGGUGGCUUCGUAAAACACAACAUGUUGGAAGUACCAGAAUUUACUGCUCCCAUCGGCAAUGUAACAACACCAGUAGGCAGAGAAGCCGUGCUCUCCUGCACCGUUGACCAUAUCGCAAAAUACAAGGUUGGCUGGUUGAAAGCAGAAGAUCAAACAAUUUUGACAUUGCACGAUAAAGUGGUAACGCAUAACGUGCGAAUUAGCGUCACGCACGAUAACAGGAGCACAUGGCAAUUACACAUCAGACAAGUUAAAGAAUCGGAUAGAGGUUGCUAUAUGUGUCAGAUCAACACGAGCGUCAUGAAGAAGCAAAUAGGAUGCAUCGACGUGCAUGUACCACCAGAUAUUAUGUAUGAAGAAACCAGUGCAGAUUUGUCAGUUCGAGAAGGUGACAACGCAUCACUUAUAUGCCGAGCCACAGGACAUCCUCCACCCAGAGUUACUUGGAGAAGGGAAGAUGCUGAAUUUAUUAUGCUACGUCGAAGUGUUCGAGAUAUAGUGAAAGUCGAUUCGUAUAACGGUAGCACGCUGUAUUUUUGGAAAGUGGACAGACGACAGAUGGGAGCUUAUUUAUGCAUCGCCAGCAACGAUGUACCACCAGCGGUCAGCAAACGGAUAAUAUUAAGCGUGAAUUUCUCGCCCAGUAUCCGAGUACCUAACCAAUUACUCGGAGCUCCGCUCAACACCGACGUUCAACUGGAAUGCAUCGUCGAAGCUUUCCCAAACACAGUCAAUUACUGGGAUAAAAACGGAGAAAUCAUAUUCGACGGGUACAAAUACAACGUACGAGAAAAACGAUCCAAUUACAUCGUACAUAUGUGGUUAUUGGUAAGAAAUUUCAAUGAAACUGACGUUGGCACUUACGCUUGUAUUUCAACCAAUUCCAUCGGACGAGCAGAGGGAACAAUACGCUUAUACGAUCUAUCCGAGACAUCCCAAAGUCAAAAAUCAAGAAGUGACAGCAGUAGAACAUCACCCAACACAAGUUCUGCUUCAAGGCAGUCUCUAUCAACGCUACUAAUUCUGUGUAUAUCUUCAACUUCAUUAUACUACAUCGGCAGAUGACAUCAACGUAAUCCUACGUCCAUCGACUGACUUUAAUUGUUCUCAACUAGAAAUAAGACUUGUUGUUACCUACGUCAUUUAAAAUGGUUGUGUAUAUAAAAAAAUGUUUUCUAUUAUAUAAAUAUUUUGUAUCGAAAAAAAAACAAACAAAAAAGACGUUCUCAAAAAAGCAUAUCAGUAUUUCAUCGGAAUUUACCGUUAGAA
This is a messenger RNA of Planococcus citri (citrus mealybug), 1800 nucleotides long. It is a transcript of the gene DIP-gamma, whose product is annotated as Dpr-interacting protein gamma. The transcript is spliced from 8 exons. The record is from RefSeq and is a predicted model, not a curated record. Gene Ontology annotation, cellular component: neuron projection. Bases 412 to 1596 code for a protein of 394 amino acids. NCBI's taxonomy places the organism in Eukaryota, Metazoa, Arthropoda, Insecta, Hemiptera, Pseudococcidae.